AUGAAGUUUCUCAGCUCUGCCUCCACGGCCGCACUGGCUUUCCUUCUCUUACUGAUGUCUGUUGCGCUCGGAGAACCACAUUUCCUAUGUAGUUAUAAUGAGAAAAUCAGCUUGGAAGGACUCAAACAUGAUAAAUCGUUUUGUGAUGUGGCAAGGGCGAAGUCUGGCGAUCCUCUCGGUCCCAACGGCGAGUUUUACCGCACACGUCGAUACAACUUGAUACCAAAUUCAGGAUACACCACAGCAUAUAUAGUUCAAUUGAUUGAUGACACUCCAACAUUCCGCGUCUAUGAGAAAAAAGAUAAAGGGUGGGAACUAUGUUUGUUCCGAGAAAAUUAA
This is a messenger RNA of Blumeria graminis f. sp. triticale, 339 nucleotides long. The record is from the annotation of a GenBank genome assembly. NCBI's taxonomy places the organism in Eukaryota, Fungi, Ascomycota, Leotiomycetes, Helotiales, Erysiphaceae.